Ricinus communis (castor bean) is the source of this 735-nucleotide messenger RNA. RefSeq lists its product as uncharacterized. The coding region runs from base 1 to 735 and encodes 244 amino acids. The record is from RefSeq and is a predicted model, not a curated record. The transcript is spliced from 2 exons. NCBI's taxonomy places the organism in Eukaryota, Viridiplantae, Streptophyta, Magnoliopsida, Malpighiales, Euphorbiaceae.
AUGGCUGAGAAUAUCAGUACCAACGGAAAGUUUGUACAAUCAGCGAUUCCAAGGUUUGAUGGAUACUAUGAACACAGGGCAAAGCUGAUGGAAAAUUUCCUUCGUGCAAAGGAAUAUUGGAGUGUAAUUGAGGAAGGGAUUGAUUCAGUUCCAGCAGGCACUCAGGCAACAGAAGCACAGAUGAAGGUAAUCGAGGAGCAACAGCUAAAAGAUAGAAAGAAAUUCAAGGGUUCCACGAGGAUGAAGAGGGCUCAACUCCAGACACUGAAGACAGAAUUUGAACUCCUCAGAAUGAAGGAAGGAGAGACUGUUAAUGCAUAUUUCGGGCGUACUCUUUCCAUUGCCAAACGCAUAAAAGCAUGUGGAGAGGUAGUGCAGGAGAGGGAAAUUAUGGGAAAGAUUCUCAGAUCUCUAGUCCCGAAAUUUAAUUAUGUUGUAUGUUCUAUUGAAGAGUCCAAUAAUGUUGACACUCUUACAGUCGACGAACUUCAAAGUAGUCUCCUUAUCCACGAGCAGAGAAUGAAGAACGUUGAUGGGGAAGAACAAGUCUUACUGAAGGUGACUCAUGAAGUGAAAGUAGAUAAAGGAAGGGGAGAGGAUGAGGAAGAGGCAGAGGAAAUGGAAGAGGAAAAUCAUUCAAUAAAGCUAAUGUGGAAUGCUACCGUUGUCACAAUCUUGGUCACUUCCAAUAUGAAUGUCCUACUUUGGGAAAACAAACAAAUUAUUUCGAGCUAG